CCGAAUAAUAUCUUCAACUUCGAUAGAAGUUUCGAUAUAUACAAGGUUUUCUUCUCGCAUAGAGUUUUUAGUACAAAUAAAAUGGCUUUGUGGUGUUUACUUUUUAUUAUGUUUUUUAGUGCAUGUGAAGCAAAGUUGCAGCUACCAAAGGACGUGAAUAUAACUGCGGUUUUUGCUUUUGGAGAUUCAAUUGUGGAUCAGGGAAAUAACAACAAUUUAACAACUCACGCAAAGUGUAAUUUUUUGCCUUAUGGGAAAGAUUUCAUGGGUGGAAAACCAACUGGAAGAUUUAGCAAUGCCAAGACUCCACCGGACAUGUUAGUGGAAGAUUUGGGGAUUAAAAAGCUAAUGCCAGCUUAUUUGGAUCCAAAUUUGAAAAUUGAAGAUUUAAAAACUGGAGUAAGCUUUGCUUCAGGAGCCUCUGGAUAUGAUCCUUUAACCCCAAUUCUCGCGUCAGCGUUGCCGCUAUCAAUACAAUUAGCUUUUUUUCAACAAUAUAUUUGGAAGCUGAAGGGAUCUGUUGGGGAAGAAGAAGGGGACAAUAUUGUAAAAAACAGUCUUUAUAUAGUAGCUGCUGGCAGUGAUGACCUCUGUAAUACAUAUUUCAUGCUCAAAAUUCCACGGAAGACGCUAUACAAUAUUGACUCAUAUACUAAUCUUAUGGUGGAUGGAGCUUCCAAUUUUGUCAAAGAUUUGUACAAUAUGGGAGCAAGAAGAAUAUGGAUAUUUGGGAUUCCACCAAUAGGGUGUUUGCCAUCACAGAGAAUCCGAGGUGGAGGUCCACCUGGAGUUUGUGUCGACGAAUACAACCAAGCCGCACUAAUGACAAAUACCAAAUUGGCAGCUAAAAUUGAUUCAUUAUCAGAAAAUUUUCCUGAAUCGGAGCUUGUUUACAUCAAUAUUUAUGAUCCUCUACUUGAUCUUAUUGUCAACCACGACAAAUAUGGUUUUGAAGAAGCAAAGAGUGGCUGCUGCCGAGGAAAGAACGAGUUCUUACUAUGCAACAACAUCAGUGGAACAUGUGAAAAUGACACAAAAUAUUUAUUUUGGGACGGUUAUCAUCUCACAGAGAAAGGUUAUAGGGUUCUCCUUGAUCAGAUUUUCAAAAAAUAAUUAACAGAUAGUUUAUUGUAAACCUGAAUUAUCAAGAUCGAGAUAUAUGUCUUAUCCAAUUAAUAAAAAUUGUAUUAUUAAAGUUCGAAAACA
This is a messenger RNA of Lycium barbarum (goji berry), 1206 nucleotides long. Its product is annotated as GDSL esterase/lipase EXL3-like. Gene Ontology annotation, cellular component: extracellular region. Gene Ontology annotation, molecular function: hydrolase activity, acting on ester bonds. NCBI's taxonomy places the organism in Eukaryota, Viridiplantae, Streptophyta, Magnoliopsida, Solanales, Solanaceae. The transcript is spliced from 5 exons. Bases 82 to 1113 code for a protein of 343 amino acids. The record is from RefSeq and is a predicted model, not a curated record.